This is a messenger RNA of Ornithodoros turicata, 806 nucleotides long. Its product is annotated as mitochondrial import inner membrane translocase subunit Tim29-like. Gene Ontology annotation, cellular component: TIM22 mitochondrial import inner membrane insertion complex. The coding region runs from base 115 to 687 and encodes 190 amino acids. Lineage: Eukaryota; Metazoa; Arthropoda; Arachnida; Ixodida; Argasidae. Gene Ontology annotation, biological process: protein insertion into mitochondrial inner membrane. The transcript has 3 exons. The record is from RefSeq and is a predicted model, not a curated record.
ACUAGUAUCCAAAGCCAAUAAAAGCCGACUGAAAGCGUGGGAUCGUGUGUGAGGUCCUGGGGAGGUUGAUUUUCUGGCGUGUUUUUAGCGUUUUAGCCCAUAUGUUGAGUGAGCAUGAGUGUAGUGCGGCAUUUCUCAAGGAUCUCCAAUAGCGUGGGUAGGAUUGCAGAAAAGUACAAAGGCGGAAGGCUAGAAAAAUUUUCACUGUAUUGGAAAAGCUUGGGAGAAGAUUACAAUGCGGCAGUUAAAGACAUUAUUGACGACGCCAAGAAACGACCAAUGAAAGCUGCUUUUCUCAUGUCUGGUCUUGCCUUGCUUGGAUAUGCGGUGAAAAGCAACCCAAACGAGCAUUCUUUCAUGAACCAAGUAGCUACCGCUUCCAACGACUUACUGCUUCUGAGUGACAAUAACCGAAACCCAAAGUCCGAUACGCACAUUCGACAUCUUGAGUGGUGCAUCAACAAGAAGCUUCUGCGGACAUCCAACUUAAUAGUGGCGACGGUCAUAUGGGAAGCAGACUACGACUCAGAGUGUGACACUUUUGCUGCACACUGUUCUUAUCUUCAGCCGCGUUAUCUUACUUUUCACGAAAGGGUGCUGGACAUUGGAAUCAUGGGUUUCUGGCUCAACUUGAUGAGCAAGAUGAGAGAUUUUGAUGUGAAUCAGUCUGAGUGGGAAGGAAAAUGAUGGCACGUUACAUGGUGGGACAACAAAGAGGCUAAACUAUGUAGAUUUAGAUUGUGUAAGUAGCAAAGUGAUUGACUGCCACGGAGGCAGUGGUAGGAAUAAAUUCUUCUAACUCUCAA